UUUGUUUUUCCCCCACCCUCCAAUUGAGGAUAAAAUCAACACAACGAAAAACCCUAAUUCCAUUAAACCCUGUUGCUAGAGAGAAAGGGAGGAAGAAGAAAGAUGAGGCCAUUGGACGAGACGGAAACGAGCGUGGUGUUCGAGAAGCUCUUCAAAUUCGUCGGCAACAACCUCAAGAACAUCGUCGAUAAUCCUUCUCACGAAGGCCCCGAUUCCACCCCUGGCCGCUACUGCUUCCGCCUCCACAAGAACAGGAUCUUCUACGCCAGCGAGUCCCUCGUUAAGCGAGCCACCAACGUCGCUCGACCCAGCCUCGUUUCCCUCGGAAUCUGCAUCGGCAAGUACACUCACAGCGGCAGCUUCCACCUCACCGUUCAAGCCCUCAACCUGCUCGCUGCUAACGCCAAGCACAAGGUGUGGUUGAAACCCCAGUCUGAGAUGUCGUUUCUGUAUGGUAAUCAUGUUCUCAAGGGUGCUCUAGGUCGAAUCACCGAGAAUAUUGCUGCUGGUGAUGGGGUUGUUGUGUUUUCCAUGGCUGAUGUGCCUUUGGGAUUUGGGAUCGCUGCCAAGUCUACUCAGGAUUGCAGGAAGUUGGACCCUAAUGGGAUUGUUGUGCUGCACCAAGGUGACAUUGGAGAGUACUUGAGAAUGGAAGAUGAGCUUUGAAAGGUUUUUGGUUAGUGGGUUUUUGUUGUGUUCUGUUUAAGCAUGAUUGAUGUGAAAUUUUGUUACUUAUUGCUGUGUGACAAUGGUUAUGAUUACAUGAUUAAUUAGAAAGUUGUUUUACUUUUUAUAUGCUUUAUGUAAAAUUCCUGAGGAUUGGUUAUGUUUUCUGAUUUGAUGAAUGAUUAGUAAAGUAGUUUUAA
Lotus japonicus is the source of this 866-nucleotide messenger RNA. RefSeq lists its product as uncharacterized. The record is from RefSeq and is a predicted model, not a curated record. Gene Ontology annotation, molecular function: RNA binding. Gene Ontology annotation, biological process: ribosomal large subunit biogenesis; ribosome assembly. Gene Ontology annotation, cellular component: nucleolus; nucleus; preribosome, large subunit precursor. Lineage: Eukaryota; Viridiplantae; Streptophyta; Magnoliopsida; Fabales; Fabaceae. The transcript has a single exon. The coding region runs from base 103 to 666 and encodes 187 amino acids.